ACAUACUACCAACGCAUUUAUAAUGAAAAUAUAUCAAAUAAAUAUUGACUUGUAGGAACCGGGGUAAUCUGAUAAUCGAAGUCAGAGGUACAGGUUCAGUACAACGUUAGCGGUUCGUUAAAACGGUCCACGGGUCCACAGUACAAUGUUCAUUUCAACUUCCAAGUUAAAUUAUUAGUAAAAGAAAUGACUAGUGGGAUAUUUGACUUGCAAACGUUUGCAUUCACAUACAAAUAAUAAGAAAAAAGAGCCAGUAAUCAAUGCCAUCAAAAAUAACUUGUUGCUGUUAAUCAACAUAUACUUACAGGACAAACAGUGCACAUGACUUGACCUAUAUCCAGUGACCUCCAGUGACCUAUAUUCAUCUGUUGUCCUCCUCGUUCCAAAAAUAGUAAAUCUCGAGUGAUAAUUCGAGAUUUCAGGAUUUUAGGUGAAGGUCAUUAUAGUAUUUUGAAUUUCAUCGCGGGUUACGAUCAUUUAAUAUGGUUAAAUAGAACUAAGAAGGAUCCACAGCAAUGUCCACCAGGCCAUCAUCUGGGAAGCAAACAAAUAAGUCCAAAGACAAGAGAUCCACAGCUGAGCACAGGCACAGUGAAGAUCAUGAACAAAGAAACCUCGAUGAUGCAGUGGCCUACUUCACAAAUGAGGACUCUAGCACCAAGGUACGUAACAACCUGCCACUGUCCCUGUCACUGGAGACUAUAGAGGACCAGGCUAAGGACAAUGGGCUGGGGACAGAGCAUAUAGAGGCACUAGUGGAUGUGGCAGCCUCCUCUAGGUUCCCUGACAGUGUCAACAUACGGCUGAUCAAGAGCCUGAUUCCUAAUGACAAGGUGACAGCAGAGUCCUUCCUCACAGCAGUCUCUUGGAUGUGUACCAAUAAACCUUCAUCUAAUGUACAGGUAUGCCUUCUUCUCAUCUUACGGUUAUAUCCAUGUUAUCUACGCAUGCCACAACUUUUGUGUGUCCCAUAUCUUAUUUCACAAACAUUUAAUAACAGAUCAGUGUCAGUUAUUUAACAACCCCUGUCUCUGCUCCACCUCAAAUCCACCCACACCAACCUUAGGGAUCUGUAUUUUAUACCUUGGUCUUGGUAACCAAAUGUGAUAAGCAUGGCUGGGAUACAGGCAUGAUGUGGUACCUAAGACUCAAGACUUAGUACUAAGUACUUAAGAAAGGGAACUGUAAAAUGUGAUUUGUUUUCAUCCUGCCCUGAAUUUCAGAGUUUCCUAAAAUUAAUUUCUCACUCAACUAGUUCCUUGAAAUGACGGAAAAACACACUGAAGUCAGAAGCACAUUUCUAGUAUAAUCUGUUGAAGUGGGGGUGUUUUAUGAUAAAGUAUUUCAGAUUAAUCCAGAAAUGAAAAUAUUAAGUUGGUAUUUUUACACCACUAGAACUCUCCAUAUAGAGCUGUGUCUUUAUCACUUGCAUUUUCAAGUUUUAAUAAAAGUCCACUUUCAUCACUGUAAGUGGCAUUGU
Messenger RNA from Lingula anatina, 1480 nucleotides. Its product is annotated as centromere protein I-like. The record is from RefSeq and is a predicted model, not a curated record. Gene Ontology annotation, biological process: CENP-A containing chromatin assembly; mitotic sister chromatid segregation. Gene Ontology annotation, cellular component: kinetochore; inner kinetochore. Lineage: Eukaryota; Metazoa; Brachiopoda; Lingulata; Lingulida; Lingulidae.